GAGCCGGAGCCAGCUCGCGGCGGAAGCAGGCGAGCACCCUGCGCUCUAGGGAGCGCUCAGGAGAUGGCUGGCACCUGGGAACACUCUGGGUGACAUCCCAGCCUCUGUGGUUCUUAAUGCCUCAGCAGGAUUAUUUUCACUAAAGAUGGAAACACUGGAGUCUGAAUUGACAUGCCCAAUCUGCCUAGAGUUGUUUGAAGACCCCCUUCUGCUCCCUUGUGCUCAUAGCCUUUGCUUCAGCUGUGCCCAUCGCAUCUUGGUCUCCAGCUGCAGCUCUGGUGAAUCCAUUGAACCCAUUACUGCUUUCCAGUGUCCUACGUGCAGGUAUGUUAUCUCUCUGAACCACCGGGGCCUGGAUGGCCUCAAGAGGAAUGUGACUUUGCAGAACAUUAUUGACCGCUUCCAGAAGGCUUCAGUCAGUGGGCCCAAUUCUCCAAGUGAGAGCCGCCGGGAGAGGACUUAUAGGCCCAGCACCACCAUGUCUAGUGAGCGAAUUGCUUGCCAGUUCUGUGAACAGGACCCACCAAGAGAUGCAGUGAAAACAUGCAUCACGUGUGAGGUUUCCUACUGUGACCGUUGCCUGAGGGCCACACACCCCAACAAGAAGCCUUUCACCAGCCACCGCCUGGUGGAACCAGUGCCAGACACACAUCUUCGAGGGAUCACCUGCUUGGACCAUGAGAAUGAGAAAGUGAACAUGUAUUGUGUCUCUGAUGACCAAUUGAUCUGUGCCUUAUGCAAACUGGUGGGGCGCCACCGAGACCAUCAGGUUGCGUCCCUGAAUGAUCGAUUUGAGAAACUCAAGCAAACUCUAGAGAUGAACCUCACCAACCUAGUUAAGCGUAACAGCGAAUUAGAAAAUCAAAUGGCCAAGCUAAUACAAAUCUGCCAGCAAGUUGAGGUGAAUACUGCUAUGCAUGAGGCAAAGCUUAUGGAAGAAUGUGACGAGUUGGUAGAGAUCAUCCAGCAGAGGAAGCAAAUGAUUGCUGUCAAAAUCAAAGAGACAAAGGUUAUGAAACUGAGAAAGUUGGCACAGCAGGUUGCUAAUUGCCGCCAGUGUCUUGAACGGUCAACAGUCCUCAUCAACCAAGCUGAGCAUAUCCUGAAAGAAAAUGACCAAGCACGGUUUCUUCAGUCUGCAAAAAAUAUCGCUGAGAGGGUUGCUAUGGCAACUGCAUCUUCUCAAGUUUUGAUUCCUGACAUCAAUUUUAAUGAUGCCUUUGAAAACUUUGCUUUAGAUUUUUCCAGAGAAAAGAAAUUGCUGGAGGGGCUAGAUUAUUUAACAGCCCCAAACCCACCAUCUAUCCGAGAAGAACUCUGUACUGCCUCCCAUGACACCAUUACAGUCCACUGGAUCUCGGAUGAUGAGUUCAGCAUCAGCUCCUAUGAGCUUCAGUACACCAUAUUCACUGGCCAGGCUAACUUCAUCAGUAAGUCAUGGUGUAGUUGGGGCCUGUGGCCAGAGAUAAGGAAAUGUAAGGAAGCAGUAAGCUGCUCAAGAUUGGCCGGGGCGCCACGAGGUCUAUAUAAUUCAGUGGAUAGCUGGAUGAUUGUGCCCAACAUUAAGCAGAACCAUUACACAGUACAUGGACUCCAGAGUGGGACACGCUACAUCUUUAUUGUUAAAGCCAUAAACCAAGCAGGCAGCCGGAGCAGUGAACCUACCCGACUGAAAACAAACAGCCAACCCUUUAAACUGGAUCCCAAAAUGACUCACAAGAAGUUGAAGAUCUCUAAUGAUGGAUUGCAGAUGGAGAAGGAUGAAAGCUCUCUGAAGAAGAGCCAUACCCCAGAGAGAUUUAGUGGCACAGGGUGCUAUGGAGCUGCAGGGAAUAUAUUCAUUGACAGUGGCUGCCACUACUGGGAGGUGGUCAUGGGUUCCUCAACAUGGUAUGCAGUUGGCAUUGCCUACAAAUCAGCUCCCAAGAAUGAAUGGAUUGGCAAGAAUGCCUCAUCAUGGGUUUUCUCUCGAUGCAAUAGUAACUUUGUAGUGAGACAUAACAACAAGGAAAUGCUGGUGGAUGUGCCCCCACAGUUGAAGCGUCUGGGUGUCCUUCUGGAUUAUGACAACAACAUGCUGUCUUUCUAUGAUCCAGCUAACUCUCUCCAUCUUCAUACUUUUGAUGUGACCUUCAUUCUUCCAGUUUGUCCAACAUUCACAAUCUGGAACAAAUCCUUAAUGAUCCUGUCUGGCUUGCCUGCCCCAGAUUUUAUUGAUUACCCUGAGCGGCAGGAAUGCAACUGCAGGCCUCAAGAAUCCCCUUAUGUUUCUGGGAUGAAAGCUUGCCAUUAAGUUUCAAGAGAGCAUAUAAUUCACUGGCUCUUCACUUCAGCAGUUCUUCCCCUCCUAAACUUCAGUUAGUGUCCAAUAUACAAGAUACAAAAUAAAGUUCAUUUGAAGCAUCCAAAAUAACUAGAUAUAGAUUUAAUUUUUGUGCAUUAAAACUCAUAUUUGAAUUAAUGUUUUGAGUUUCUCAGAACAAAUUAUCUGAGUAGUCUGGGUUCAAGCUAUUGGAGAAGAAAUUUAGAGAAUGCCUCUCUUGUCAUUGGAGAAUUUCAACAUUCCCAGAAAUUUAGAAGUAUAAAUGAUAUUGAAAGGAAUUAAGGUAAUUCUAAGUAAUAAGGUAGAAUGAUGCUCUGAACAGGGGCUAGCGAGCUGGAAAGGGAGCAUGUCAGCUUUUCUAGUACUGGCUAAUUUGGCCCAGUAGAAUUUUGAAGUGUUAAAUGAUUGCAUAUUAUAUGUAGCCUAUAAUAAAAAUCUACAAUUAAGGAUUUUUUAUGAAGAAAACAUGUAUAUAUAUUUAUAAAAUGAAUAAAUGCUGUAUAUUUAUUCAUUUUAUAUAUUUUAUAUACAUAAUUGACUUUUUAAUUCGUUCAUUUGGGUGAAAAAUAUACUGGAAGGGGAAAUAAGUUAUACGAUUCAUUUCUGUCCCCUAUAGGAAACAUCAAAAUUAGUCAACAUUACUCCCCUCCCUCCAUUCAUCCCUUUUUUCUUUCCUACUGUCACACAUACACAUUCACAUGAAGUAAUGGCAUAGAUGGUAGGAAGAACUCUAGGUUGGAUUAGGAGAGAUUGAGGGACAAUACUGCACAGUGAUACUAUCACUAGAUAGCAAAUUGAUCCAGAUAGAAGUGUUACAUGUAGCACAGUUUCAUUGAUGCUAUCUAAUAGAGUAAGUUCACCUAAAUUGUUAAAAAUUGUGUCAAAGAAUAUUUCAAAGAAAUAGUUUUUUUAAUUCUCAAGUACAUACAGUCACUAAAAUUAUGCCAAAAAAAAAAAAAAUAGUGGAGGGUCUUUAAAAACCUGCUUUGUUUACUUACUCAGAAUGGAGUGUUAUAGAUACAACUAUUUGCUUGAAUUUUCUUAAUACCUGAGGGGGAAAAAAAAGAAUGCCCAAGAAGAGUUUGUUUUCUUAAACAGGUUAAAUAAUCAUUCCUUUUGCAGUCUUGUUUGUACUCUAUCUGCUUAGCCAACCCUUCAUUGCAAAUGCACUUAUAAACUUUAUGCCAGUCCUCAUCACUAUCCUUGAAGGGAAUCAAGCUUUAGUCUGUGCUUUUGUCAAUUCCACUGCAGGGAUGGGGGAUGUCAGACCCAGAGCUUUCUCCUUUUCAGGAGCUGAGCCUGCUUCAAGAAGUCUACUUUUUGGGAGUUGUAAAAACAUUGCUGUUGUACAAAAUGGUAGCUGUAACAAGCCCUGAGAUUGGAGCCUUGAAAGAAUGCCAAACAUUCUUCCCUGUUCUUUCUACCA
Miniopterus natalensis is the source of this 3749-nucleotide messenger RNA. The record is from RefSeq and is a predicted model, not a curated record. NCBI's taxonomy places the organism in Eukaryota, Metazoa, Chordata, Mammalia, Chiroptera, Miniopteridae.